AUGGCGAGCCGGAGCGGGGCGCCGGCGCGGCGGCGGCUGCUGCUGCUGGGGCUGCUGGGGCUGCUGCUGCUGGCCGGGCCGGGGGCGCGGGGGGCGCGGGGGGCGCGCGGCGCCGACAAGCAGAACAGCCUCCGGCGGGCGGCCAGCGGCGUCUACCAGGGCGCCAGCGGCCUCCUGGGCGAGGAGAACGUGCGCGCCCUGCAGAAGUUUUUCUCCAGACUGACAGAGCGAUUCGUGUAUGGAGUCGACGUUCUAGUAGAUACCUUCUGGAGAAUAUGGACCGAUCUUCUAGACGUCCUUGGAAUCGAUGGUUCCAACUUGAUCCAUUAUUUCAGCCACACCGCCCUCACCAAUAAUCCAGCCCGGGCCCUUUUGCUGAUCGGUGCCAUCUUGCUGGCUUACUGGUUCAUGUCUCUUCUGCUUGGCUUUUUCUUUUAUCUCUUGCACGUCCUGUGCGGGCGAUUCUUCUGGAUCAUCCGUAUUGUCCUUUUCGCUCUUUCCUGCGUGUACAUCCUCCAGAAAUAUGAAAACGAGCCCGAACACGCGGUGCUUCCCCUCUGCUUUGUUGUGGCGGUCUACUUCAUGACGGGGCCUGUCAGUUUCUACUGGAGGCGGAACAGUCCUAACACCCUGGAGGAGAAGAUUGACCAUCUCGAGAGCCAGAUCAGACUGCUGAACAUCCGUCUGUCUCGAGUGAUCGAGAACCUGGACAGAGGGGGCGACUAACGGAAAGGUCACACUUCGGGACAGCGGCGCUCCGGGAGACCGCCGUGUCUUGUCCAACGAAGUCGACUCUGGGGUAAACGAGCUGCACCGUUAAGCCGUUCUGUGUUGCGAGUAGCUUCUCAGUCAACACACUGAAAGAAAAGCUGAUUAACUUGUAAGAUAGAUUAGCUGUAUAUCUGCCCAUGAGUAGAAUUUUAUCUGCUUUUUUUCCAAGCAUUUGAAACAUCUUUUAUAUAAAAAAGGGGGGGGAGAAGCUUUUAUAAAGGCCAAUUGAGUCGUUAAUUUCAAAUUAGAUGGUUCGCUGCGAAUGUGAUGCAGAUUUCACCUUUGAAAAGAAGGAAGGAAGCAUCAAGACUUCCGUCAGAUGCUUUGCUGAGACCCGGUUGCAAGGAUCGGUUUUCCUGCCCUUUUUCCACCUUGCCUUCAUUCUGUGCCUCGUGUCGUCUUUUGCGUAUGACUGCAGAGGAAAACAAUUCUUUGAGUGCGGUCGAAACAUUGCUCACCCUGAGUUUUAAAAGGAAGAAGUCCCAUCCUUUGGAUACCGACCAUCACUGAGCCUCAAAAGGGUUUCUGUGUUUUUUUCCUCCUAUCAGUUUUAUUCUAAAUAGGCCCUUUCUUUAGUCUACACACACCCAACACACACACACACCCCUCCACAGAGAAGGCAACCCAUCUUCCCAUAAAUGGAUGCAGCCCAUCUCUGAAAUCUCAUCUGCUAAAACCUUCUUGCAGUCCAUGGUUGCUCACCCCAUUUGGCACAACUCGAGCAAAAGUCCUUGAGAAAGAAAAUUAGUAUCGGUCAGAUAAAAACGAAGAACAGCCUCCUGCAUAACAGCGGAAGAUAAGCCGUGCAGAGCUGGCUCUUGCUAUCAAGCGUUUCCAGGGUGGAAGUAACAUUUCCACCCAAAUUACACGCUGCUUUAAAAGAGAGGAGGUGGGCAGAGACGCCCAGGGGCCUCAGCGCUGCUCAUUUUUAAAGGCCGUAAGAACAAUCAGAGACAGAUUUUAAAAAGGGUUGCAAAAAAGGUCGGACGCUGAAAUCUUUCUCAGGAUCGGUGUGGCAAUAAAUUCCGUAAAACGAAAACUUCAGGCAGGUCUGGUGCUUCCUCCCGCCAUUUUUUUCCCCCCUACCGUAGAUGUACAUUGUGUUUGGGCCUUAAAAAGUGGAGAAGCCAAUUUGGUUUCCACGAAGAAUUUGCCCAAGUGGCAGCCUGGGGUUUCUGGUGUAAAUGGUGCCCAUGAAGCAGUGUGUCUCAACCUUGG
Molecule: messenger RNA, 1989 nt
Organism: Candoia aspera
Lineage: Eukaryota; Metazoa; Chordata; Lepidosauria; Squamata; Candoiidae
Gene: BRI3BP
Product: BRI3 binding protein
Exons: 3
Coding region: 1-726 (241 amino acids)
Cellular component (GO): mitochondrion
Source: RefSeq, a predicted model, not a curated record